UCGGCAGUUCGCGGAAUCUCUCCAUUUUGAUUGACACAGGCUCCCCAGACUUAAUUUUAAAUGCCGGAGUCUACAAUCCCAGCGACUUGGCAAUAGACACUCAUCAUGAAUUUUCAAUGUCAUUUGGUACCGUUGAGGCCGAUGGAUCUGGGGAAGAAGUGGUGAAUGGAACCGUUCAUCAAGACACCGUAUCGCUUGAUGGUACUGAACUGUCGGUUUCUUCUCAAUCCCUCGGUGCUAUUACAAUGACUUCCCCUCCGGGGCCAGCGUUCCCCCAUGAUGGCUUGAUGGGAUUUUUCGUUCCGGGAAGUUCAUUUGGCGAGAGCACAAAUAACUGGUUCACCAACCUGUGUUCUCAACCGCACGCUCUUGAUGAGUGUCGCUUUGGACUGGCCCUUGAAUUAUUCACUAACAAUAUGAAUAAACAUGACGGUGCCUUGUACCUGGGUGGAGCCGAGCACUCUCGAUUUCUUGGAGAGCUUAGCGUGACUGAAAAACACGAGCGGUUCGUUUUUGGAGAUGUGAUAUUUGAUAAUCAAACCAUUCAUAGCAAUGCUGAGAUUAUGGUUGAUAGUGGGACGACGGUGAUAUGGGGGCCAAUCAAAUAUGUACAAGAACUGUUUGACAAAGCUGGCAUGCAGUCGGUCCUGCGACAGUCCAACAAUACCGGUUCUCUCGUCAGGACUCUUGAUGGAUUCUACUCAUGUGACCACCCCCCAUCAUUUGGCUUCCAAUUUCCAUCUCUUGCGAACGCCACCACCGCCAGAUUGAGAAAGUCGACAGUUGUAAGCCAUCAAAGUAGGGUUUUUCAAAUUUACUACUCGGCCCUGGCCGAGAACUCAUCCGAAGAUGGAGGGAACUGCAGGGCUUCUAUUCAUGGGACAGAUAGCUUUGGUGAUUCAUGGAUAGUGGGUCAGCGCUUUUUCCGCGGGAGGUAUAUCGACCACAACGUCGAAGAAAAUACAAUGGGCUUUGCGGACUUACAGGAAAUUAAGAAGUUGAUCUAA
This is a messenger RNA of Talaromyces stipitatus ATCC 10500, 1007 nucleotides long. RefSeq lists its product as uncharacterized. Gene Ontology annotation, biological process: proteolysis. Gene Ontology annotation, molecular function: aspartic-type endopeptidase activity. The transcript has 4 exons. Lineage: Eukaryota; Fungi; Ascomycota; Eurotiomycetes; Eurotiales; Trichocomaceae. Bases 117 to 1007 code for a protein of 296 amino acids. The record is from RefSeq and is a predicted model, not a curated record.